AUGCAUCACAGAUACGUAGACACAGAUGCAGACCCUCACAACUCAACGAGGGGCUUCUUCUAUUCGCACAUGGGCUGGUUGGUGGUCAGGAAACAUCCGGAGAUUUUGAAACGGUGCAAGUUUAUAGACUUGAGCGACCUCUACGAAAACCCCGUUCUUCAGUUUCAAAAGAAAUAUAAGAUCCCCUUUAUAGGCACCAUGUGUUUCUUGAUGCCAACAAUAGUCCCGAUCUACUUCUGGAAUGAGAGCUUCAACGUUGCCUGGCACCUCUGCAUCUUAAGAUACGCCGUCAACCUACACGCGACCUUCACGAUCAACAGCUUUGCCCAUCUAUGGGGUUAUAGACCAUACGACAAGAGCAUACAGCCCGUUCAGAACGAAUUCGUGAGUCUGGUAAGCAUGGGCGAAGGUUUCCACAACUUCCACCACGUGUAUCCUUGGGAUUACAGAGCCGGUGAGUUGGGCAAUAACAUGUUGAACCUGACGACAUUAUUUAUUGAUCUCUUCGCGAAAAUCGGUUGGGCGUAUGACCUGAAGACUGUGCCAAAAGACCUGGUGGAUAAGCGGGCUAGACGAACUGGUGAUGGUACGGAUCUGUGGGGGCGAAAAUUGGAAGAUGCGAACGAAUUUUAG
This is a messenger RNA of Leptosia nina, 633 nucleotides long. The record is from the annotation of a GenBank genome assembly. Lineage: Eukaryota; Metazoa; Arthropoda; Insecta; Lepidoptera; Pieridae.